ACUGGUAUUUCUUCUACACAGUGUUAAGAUUUGAUAUACCUAUCCAAAUAACAGAAUGCAGAUAUUGAUAUUGGUUUUCGUUGUUAGUUUAUCGUGCUUGUCGUCAAUAUCAGAGGCUUCUCGUGGACUGUCUCUUCCUCACGGAAUGGAACAAGAGGACUAUUGUAAAGGAUGCAUUGAAACUGUUUCAGCAAUAGUCAAAAAACAAAAGAAUGGAAUGAGUACGAAAAAAAUUGUCAAAGGAAUGGAAAAAAUGUGUAAUUCGAUGAAGGAAGGAAACAAUAAAACAUCUUGCUUGCAGUUAGUUGACCAUCACAUUGACGAUCUUGAGAGUGUCCUGGAACAUCCAGAGAAAUCCAAGAAGUUGAUUUCACAUUUUUGCUUUGAACAUUCAUUUGCAUGUACUGGGCUGAGAACUUAUUCUUCCCAGAUCAAACACGAGAAGAGCGAGGAAGAGCUUGAAAAGAUCUUGGCAGAUAUGGAACCGAUGAAACGGGUUCCAAAUCCAGUUCGGAAGACAGAUGAACUGUGACGUAACCAUGUUCAUUCAUUCACAAUCGAUCGAA
This is a messenger RNA of Styela clava, 566 nucleotides long. RefSeq lists its product as uncharacterized. The record is from RefSeq and is a predicted model, not a curated record. NCBI's taxonomy places the organism in Eukaryota, Metazoa, Chordata, Ascidiacea, Stolidobranchia, Styelidae.